AUGAGGAAGUUUACAAAGAAAAGAGAUAUAGUGACGCCGGGAGUCACUAGAUUUGCAACCGCUUUCCUCACUUUGCAAAGCUUGAUGGAGAAGAAGAAUGAGUUGAGAGCUAUGAUUACUAGUGAUGAAUGGAAUGAAAGCAAGCAUGCAAAGAGUGUAAAGGGGAAGGCGGCGGUGAAUAUUGCUUUGAGUGCUUCUUUUUUGAAUGGGGUAAGUCUUUGCUUGAAAGUGUUUGCCCCUUUAGUCAAGAUGCUUCGCCUUGUUGAUGGGGAUAGAAAGCCAUCAAUGAGCUUUGUGUAUGGAGAACUACUUAGAGCCAAAGAGGAGAUUAAAAUGGCAUUCAAAGAUCAAGAAGCUCACUAUCGUCCAAUCCUUGACAUUGUUGAUGGAAAAGUCCGUGAUCGACUUGAUAGUCCAUUGCAUUUAGCGGGUUACCUCUUGAACCCUUACUACACUUAUGCCAAUCCAAGCAUUGAGAAUGAUAAUGUGGUCAUGGAUGGGUUCUUCACUUGUGUUGAGGUAUUCUUUCCCGAUGACAUUCAAACUCAAAGUUUGGUGACAAAUGUAGAAUUGCACAAGUAUUUGAAGAAAGAGGGUGGAUUUGGAAGAGGUUUGGCUAAGGUGGGAUGCGCACAAAAUGAUGACACUUAUAAUCCGGGAUGGAUUGUGGAUGGUGGUGAUGAAGAUGUUGAGUCCGAUCUUACUAGUGAAAUAGUUGGAGAGGGAUCGGGAUUGGGACUGGAUAGUAGUUUAGAGCCUAGGAGAAGUUGUAGACUUCAAGAAAUUAGAGAACUUCAUGAGGAGGAUUUUGUAUCGGAUGAAGAGGAAGAAGAUGAGAUGGAUUUUGAGUUUGAGUCCGAUGAGGAGGGAGUACUAGAGGGAUAUGGAGAAGAAGAAUUUGAGGAUUAG
This is a messenger RNA of Rosa rugosa (rugosa rose), 909 nucleotides long. RefSeq lists its product as uncharacterized. Bases 1 to 909 code for a protein of 302 amino acids. NCBI's taxonomy places the organism in Eukaryota, Viridiplantae, Streptophyta, Magnoliopsida, Rosales, Rosaceae. The transcript has 2 exons. The record is from RefSeq and is a predicted model, not a curated record.